CCAAACCCUAAUCAUGGAAUCCAAAUGCCUCAUGCUAUUAGUUCUGAUCACAACACUUUUAUUAGCUCCAAUUUCAUCUGCCACUGUUGCUCCAAAAAACACAUAUUCUACAUUCGUCAAAACCUCAUGCAGCUCCGCCACUUACCCCGCCGUCUGCAUGAAAACCCUCCUCCCCUAUGCCUCCGCCGUCAAGACUAACCCAUUUAAACUGGUUAACGUCGCCCUCUCCACUACCCUCAAAUCCGCCAACGCCACCCUUUCCACCGUCUCCCAGUUAUCCAAAAACAAACAGAUCACCAAAUGGGAGGCCGCAGUCCUUAAAGAUUGCAUUGGUGACAUUAAAGACAGCAUGAGUGAAAUCAAAGACACCCUCAAGGCGAUCUCUGGUCUUCCUAAAUCUGCCGAUAAGCGUUUUGUGAUCUCUAAUGCUCAGACGUGGGCCAGCGCCGCCAUCACCGAUGAGAAUUCAUGCCUUGAUGGGUUUUCCGACAGGAAGGUCAGUCCGGCCAUUAAGAAGAAGAUAAAAAACAGCAUUGUAAGUCUUACAAGGGUUAGCAGCAAUGCUUUGUAUCUUAUCAACCACCUUACGGUUUGAAAUCUUUAAUUCAAAAACAUCCUACUGAGUUUUGCUUCUUGUUUUUGCAUCAAUAAGAUUAAUAUCUAGUUUUUGAUAGCUAGAUUUGAUGUUUGUAAAUUACGUAAUAUAAUCUCUACGAUCUACGUAACUUCAUUGCUUUGUGUUCUGAUUACUCUUUAUUAUUUAUGUGAAUUAAUUGAUUAGUUAAAAGUA
Molecule: messenger RNA, 790 nt
Organism: Lactuca sativa (garden lettuce)
Lineage: Eukaryota; Viridiplantae; Streptophyta; Magnoliopsida; Asterales; Asteraceae
Product: pectinesterase inhibitor 4
Biological process (GO): negative regulation of catalytic activity
Molecular function (GO): enzyme inhibitor activity
Source: RefSeq, a predicted model, not a curated record